AUGGCGGAGAUGGUCAGUUCUGUGGUUAUCCAGGAGUCAUUUAGCCAAAUAUUAUCUGGCCUUGUUAAAAAAUAUGAGGACAAAGAGGAAACAAAUGGAAUCAGAAACAUAGAGAGGCUAGAGAUGGCACACAUCAGGCUGGAAGCUGCUCUUGAGACGUCAAAUAAAUGGCAGAUCACUGAUACAUCCGUGUUGCGUUGGCAAAAGAAGCUGAAGCGUGCUGCACAAGAGUGUGAUGAGAAACUGCACAAAUGUAAGCAGAGAAUUCUCGAAGAAGAACGUAUGGAACAGGAGGUAAGGAAUUCCUCCAUUCCUAAACGGAUUGGACAUGCUACCAAGUCAUUUGUUUUCUCCAUCUUUAACCGCAACAACGAGGAGUUGAACCCAUCUGUCGUUAAACGAUUUGAGUGGUAUGCAGAUGGUGCUAGUGAAUUCCUGAGAUUCAUUGAGCUUGGCGGCACACCACUAUGUCACAUCAUGCCCUUUGGCUCCCUUAUCAAUAAUCUUUUUGCAGGCAAGCAACUUCACCAUAAAAUUGUUCGUGGAAGCCAACAGCCUUUGUGUGAACUAUGGUUGAUCCCCUUUAGUACUGCAGAGCAAGGAACAGAGGUUGACAUAAUAUUUAUCAAGAAAGAUGGUACAACAGAGGGAAAUAUCUACUUUAGUAUAAUAGUGCAGCUUUCAGAGAGUACAGACAUAGUUGGGAUUGCAGUUAGGAGUUUGCAGUUGUUUGCCCCUCAUGUCAAAUUUAUAGUUGAAAAUAUUACCAGCGAACUUACUCAACUACCUACUCAAGACCUCUCAUGGACGCCAUUUGCUUAUUCAAACCACAGGGAACAUUUUUACAAUCUUCACAACAUUGGAUCUCAAUGGUUUCGCCCGAAACCAUUAUGUUGCAAGCAGCAGCAACACCAUGAGGUUCCACAUUUUAGCAACCUAAACAUGGCAGGAUUAUCAGAUGUUUCAUUAGAACCAGUAGUUGUAUUUAAUUUGCAGUGGCAAGUCUCACAUUCAGUUUACAGCAAGCGAAAGACCUCACUGUCUGAAGGCACAAUGUCUCUGCAAAAUUCUCCAUAUCUGAAAGCUGGAAUUGUUUUUGCACCCCAUGGCUCUUCUGAAGACAUGCUACCACUGAAUAAAAGUUCUGAAACAGUAGAGAUAGUUGGUGGUCAGCAACAUGUCUUGCAUACGGACAUCUCCUUGGAGCAAUUGGAAGAGAUUAUGCUAGCAAAGGCCAUAGAUUACUUCUGCCACAAUGAUGAAGCGUCCGUAUACCAAAUGAUUUGGAGGUCUAAACAUGGGGAUGCACGGAUUCAUGUUGAGAAGCCAAGCAUAAACACACGGAGAACAAGCAUGAGAGCGCGGAGAACUUUUGGGGGGCCUACAAAUAGAAAGCUGCUUCGAGGACAGGAUCAGAAGAUUGGGAUUGGGGACUAUCUAGGUGUGAUCACUCACUUCAUCAAGUUAUGGGGUGACCAUGUGCCCAUCCAUCUGAAAAGUUCUCAAAUGGACUGGUUGCGGAAAGAAAAGGAAACUCAGUUACCAGAAAGAAAAGCAAAACCUGUGAGAAACAUAUAA
Miscanthus lutarioriparius is the source of this 1578-nucleotide messenger RNA. The record is from the annotation of a GenBank genome assembly. Lineage: Eukaryota; Viridiplantae; Streptophyta; Magnoliopsida; Poales; Poaceae.